Molecule: messenger RNA, 1512 nt
Organism: Tauraco erythrolophus (red-crested turaco)
Lineage: Eukaryota; Metazoa; Chordata; Aves; Musophagiformes; Musophagidae
Source: RefSeq, a predicted model, not a curated record
AUGGCGGCCAUUGGUGUGCACCUGGGCGCUACCUGUGCCUGCGCCGCCGAUGGCCGCGCCGACGUGGUCGCCAACGACGCCGGGGACAGGGUCACUCCUGCCGUCGUUGCUUUCUCGGAGAGCGAGGAGGUUGUUGGCUUAGCGGCAAAGCAAAGUAGAAUAAGAAAUAUUUCAAACACUGUAGUGAAAGUAAAGCAGAUCCUUGGGCGAAGCGCUGAUGACCCACAGGCAGAGAAAUACAUUGCAGAAAGCAAAUGUUCAAUAAUUGAGAGGAAUGGAAAACUUCAAUAUGAAAUAGAUAAUAAACUUAUUAACCCAGAAGAUGUGGCAAAACUGAUUUUCAGUAAAAUGAAAGAAACUGCUCAGUCUGCAUUGGGUUCGGAUGUAAAUGAUGUUGUUAUCACUGUACCGUUUGAUUUCGGAGAGAAUCAGAAAAAUGCCCUUGGGGAAGCAGCUGCAGCUGCUGGAUUUAAUGUUAUGAGAUUGAUUCAUGAACCGUCUGCAGCUCUCCUGGCUUAUGGAAUUGGCCAAGAUUCACCCACUGGGAAAAGCAAUGUAUUGGUUUAUAAACUUGGUGGAACAUCGCUUUCUAUCACAGUGAUAGAAGUAAACAGUGGAAUAUAUCGUGUGCUGGCUACAAACACAGAUGAUAGCAUUGGUGGAGUUUGCUUCACAGAAGCUCUAGCACAACACUUAGCUUCUGAAUUUCAGAGGUCUUGUAAACAUGAUAUUAGAGGAAAUCCUAGAGCCAUGAUGAAGUUAAUGAACAGCGCAGAUAUUGCAAAGCACUCUUUAUCAACCCUGGGAAGUGCAAAUUGCUUUGUGGAUUCGUUGUAUGAUGGAUUGGAUUUUGAUUGUAAUGUGUCCAGGGCCAGAUUUGAGCUUAUCUGUUCUUCACUUUUUGGUAAAUGUGUAGAAGCAAUUAAGAAGCUCUUGCAGCAAGUUAGAUUUACAGCAGAUGAUAUUAAUAAGGUAGUUCUGUGCGGUGGAUCUGCUCGAAUCCCCAAGCUACAGCAGCUGAUCAAAGACAUUUUCCCAACUGUGGAGUUACUGAAUUCAAUUCCUCCAGAUGAAGUUAUUCCCAUUGGUGCAGCCAUAGAGGCAGGAAUUCUGCUAGGAAAAGAGAAUCCUUUGUUAGAAGAAGAAGCACUCUUUAUUGAGUGUUCUGCCAAAGAUAUUCUUCUUAAGGGAGUAGACGAGUCAGGGGCUGACAAAUUCACAGUGCUGUUUCCAUCAGGGACACCAUUACCAGCUCGAAGGCAGCACACCCUGCAUGCCCCUGGAAACACUUCUUCUGUGUGCCUUGAACUGUAUGAGUCGUUGGGGCAGAGUCCCAUGAAUGAAGAAGGUAAAUUUGCACAGAUUGUACUUCAGGAUUUAGAUAAAAAGGAGGAUGGCCUACAUGAUAUACUCACUGUUCUUACUAUGAAAAGGGAUGGGUCCUUGAAUGUUACUUGCACAGAUCAAGAUACUGGAAAGUGUGAGAUCAUCACUGUUGAAGUGGCGUCAUAG